Eutrema salsugineum is the source of this 669-nucleotide messenger RNA. RefSeq names its product E3 ubiquitin-protein ligase SDIR1. The record is from RefSeq and is a predicted model, not a curated record. Bases 1 to 669 code for a protein of 222 amino acids. The transcript has a single exon. Lineage: Eukaryota; Viridiplantae; Streptophyta; Magnoliopsida; Brassicales; Brassicaceae.
AUGGAAAUCGAAACUCAUGUAGCCGAAGUCUAUACGUCAGUGAAGAAUCUACCGAGAAAGUUGGAGUCUACGAACACGGUCACAAUCAGUCUAUACGAACUGAUCAAGCACGAAGCUGGAAUGGUAACACUAUUAGGAUCAGAUCGCGUCCGCUUGAAGCCACGUGGCGGCUUCACGUCACAUCAUCUCUCUCGACUCCUUUGCGAUCAACAAGUUCCAGAGUCUCAAUAUCUAGGGGAAACAAUCGCUCGUGAUAUCAAAGCUUCACUUGAUAAUGAUCAUUCUCUUCGAGAACCUGUUUUCGUGACCGUUGAUGUCAAUUUCAUCAGAGAGAGGCGUCUGAUUUCGCCGCCGCCGCCGCCGCCUGUUCUUCCUACUCCGUCGAGAGGUGCUUCGAGGGAAGUUUUGCAGAGGUUAGCGAAAGAACAGAGAGUUGAACCAAAGGAUUUGGUAGGGAAAAACGAGACUCAGUGUUCGAUUUGUAUUGAGGAUUGGUCCAAUAAGAGUCAUAAAAACAUUAUCGAGUUGCCUCAGUGUUUGCAUAUGUUUCAUCAACAUUGUCUCUUCGAGUGGCUUGGUCGGCAAAACUCGUGUCCGUUGUGUCGGAGUACUGUUUCGUUUCAUACGAUUGGAUCAAGAAGAAACAGAGAGACUCAAAGAUUGACUUAG